Ricinus communis (castor bean) is the source of this 1004-nucleotide messenger RNA. RefSeq names its product GTP-binding protein YPTM2. Lineage: Eukaryota; Viridiplantae; Streptophyta; Magnoliopsida; Malpighiales; Euphorbiaceae. Gene Ontology annotation, molecular function: GTPase activity; GTP binding. The coding region runs from base 216 to 827 and encodes 203 amino acids. The record is from RefSeq and is a predicted model, not a curated record. The transcript is spliced from 8 exons.
GUAUAUCUCUUCCUUGCCAAUUCCAACCGAAACCAAAAAAGCUUUCUUUGGUUCUGCCUUCUGUGUCUUUUUUUUAUUCAAGCAAAAGAAAAAAAAAAUUAUAAAUAAAUAAUUUUUCUCAGACGAUUUUUCUCAUUCUCCGUUUAAAUUCCCGGCGACAACUUCGAUAAUUCUCGCGAUUCGAUUGAGUUUUAUCACGACGCAGCAUCAGCAUCAUGAAUCCUGAAUACGAUUAUUUGUUCAAGCUUUUGCUGAUUGGAGAUUCAGGUGUCGGAAAAUCUUGUUUGCUUCUCAGGUUUGCUGAUGAUUCCUAUCUGGAGAGCUAUAUCAGUACCAUUGGAGUUGACUUUAAAAUUCGCACCGUGGAGCAGGACGGGAAAACUAUUAAACUUCAGAUUUGGGACACAGCCGGGCAAGAACGAUUUAGGACAAUUACAAGCAGCUACUACAGAGGAGCCCACGGCAUUAUUGUUGUUUAUGAUGUCACGGACCAGGAGAGCUUCAACAAUGUUAAACAAUGGUUGAAUGAAAUUGACCGCUAUGCUAGUGAAAAUGUGAACAAGCUUCUAGUUGGUAAUAAAAACGACCUCACAGCAAACAAAGUUGUCUCCUAUGAAACUGCCAAGGCAUUUGCUGAUGAAAUUGGGAUCCCUUUUAUGGAAACAAGUGCUAAAAAUGCCACAAAUGUCGAGCAGGCUUUCAUGGCUAUGGCUGCUGAAAUCAAGAACAGGAUGGCAAGCCAACCGGCAAUGAACAAUGCAAGGCCCCCAACUGUGCAGAUCCGAGGACAGCCUGUCAAUCAGAAGUCUGGUUGCUGUUCCUCGUAAAAAGGAAGUCAGUUUUAGUUGGGUUGGGAUGUUAACCAUGUUCUUUGUUUGCAUGUAAAACUAGUUCUUUCUUAAUGGUUAGAUAAGAAAAUUAUUUGUUAUGAUUUGCUCUUUCUAAUCAGCUGCUCAGCACUGUUAAAAAUUCCAUUCUUUUGAAUGUCAUUUGAUUUUAAGAAA